This is a messenger RNA of Scomber scombrus (Atlantic mackerel), 2782 nucleotides long. It is a transcript of the gene zcchc8, whose product is annotated as zinc finger, CCHC domain containing 8. The coding region runs from base 7 to 2412 and encodes 801 amino acids. The transcript is spliced from 14 exons. NCBI's taxonomy places the organism in Eukaryota, Metazoa, Chordata, Actinopteri, Scombriformes, Scombridae. Gene Ontology annotation, molecular function: zinc ion binding; RNA binding. Gene Ontology annotation, cellular component: catalytic step 2 spliceosome. The record is from RefSeq and is a predicted model, not a curated record.
GUAAAAAUGGCUGAAGUAGAUUUCGGAGAUACUGAGCUCUUUCAGCAGCUAGAUGACUCCGCACCGUCGGUCCCGUCGCAUAUUCGCUUCACAGAUAAUGAAGAAGACGAGGAGGAGAAAGGCCUGCCCCAGAGCCAGCUGGAGGAGUACGACGACCACAUCCAGAGACUAACCGAGGAGAAUAAAGGUUUGAGAAGAAAACUUAACAUCCUGACACGACCAAGCGGCAUCACGGUGGAAGAUGUCAACUUCGACGGGCCAGUUCUUCAAAUCCUUUAUUCAAACAACUUUAUAUCAAAGCAGUGUCGUCAAGAAAUUGAAGAUAACAUCUGCAAUGUGAUUUUGAAGCACCAGAAACCGGUCAAUCAAAAGAAGAGUCCCUCCUCUCACCUGAAACCCCAGAAUUCAGCGUUAGCUCUGGAGGAAGAUUUGGAGAAGUCGUCUUCCAGUAGUAUAAGAACAACAACGGAAGCCUUUAAAGUAGUUGGAAGUGUUUUGUAUUUCACGACAUUCAGUGUUGAUAAACUUGGACAACCUCUGCAAAAUGAAAACCCCCAGCUGACAGAUGGAUGGGAAGUUCCAGCCUAUCACCAGGUUUUCAACCAAGUCAUUGGCACAGAGGGACAGGAGAUAGAAAUGAAGGACAAAAGACCUAAAUCUAUGUGUUUCAACUGUGGCUCAAGCAGCCAUCAAAUUAGAGACUGUCCCAAGCCUAAAGACAUGGCUGCCAUUAAUGAAAGAAGAAAGGAGUUUAAUCAGAAUAGCAACCAGGGCAUGCAGAGUAACCAGCGAUACCAUGCUGAUGAAGUGGAGGAGCGAUUCUCCAAAUACAAGCCUGGAGUCAUGAGUGAGGAGCUGUUGUCAGCACUGGGAAUUGAUGGCAACACCCUCCCUCCUCUGAUAUAUCGCAUGAGGCAGCUGGGAUACCCACCAGGUUGGCUCAAAGAGGCAGAGAUGGAAAACUCUGGUUUAGCACUGUAUGAUGGGAACGUUUCAAAAGAAGGUGAAAAUACCAACACACAAAACGUCACAUAUGAUGUUUCCAAACUAAUAGAUUUCCCAGGCUUCAAUGUACCAGCACCAAACAAAAUGAAAGACGAAUUCAUGCAGUUUGGUUCUAUCCCAAUGCAGAGCAACCACAUGAAGCAAAACUACGCAGCCUACCUGUCCAACAACUUUGCUGCGCCUGGAGCCACCUGCAACAAGAGGCGGCAUGAAUCUGACUCAUCUCCACAGCUAAGGAAGAAGACGAGGUCCAGCCCUGAUCGGAGCUCAGACAGGAGCUCUGAUAUGGAUAUUGAAUCAGAUCCAGGAACACCUUAUCAAGGUGCAGGUGACUUCCAGUUCCAACCACCGCUGCCCCCUGGCUCUCCUUGUUUCAGUUCACCUCCUCCUUUACCCCAUGGCACUCCUCCUGCUACUCCCACUCCUCCACCUCUCCCUAAAGGUACUCCUCCUCCCACACCCACCAAUGGCUCUCCAGCUUUGCGAGGGCAAAACUGGGUAGUGGUUGAUGAGACUGUGGAGGGAACGGAGGAUGAACUGACUCUGGAGGAACUGGAGGAGCAGCAGCGGCUGAUCUGGGCAGCUCUUGAAAAUGCUGAUACAGCUACCAAUAGUGACUGUGACACACCUGCGAUGGGAACACCAGUACCCAGUUCAUCAAGCGUGUCCACACCUGUGCACGUCGACACAGAAACGGAAGAGGUUGAAGAAGCAAUGGACACAACAGGACCAGCAGAAACAUGCAAUACCAGUGAAAAUCAGAGGGAACCUGAAGUUCUAGAGGUUUGCUCUGAGACCCCGGGACCUGUCAAAGCCGAGGAGGACAGCCUGCAAAGCCCUGAACCAGUCAAAGCCCAAGAUAAUAACCCUCAGAGUCCUGGUCCAGUCAAAGCCCAAGAUGAUAGCCCUCAGAGUCCUGGUCCAGUCAAAGCCCAAGAUGAUAGCCCUCAGAGUCCUGGUCCAGUCAAAGCCCAAGAUGAUAGCCCUCGGAGUCCUGGUCCAGUCAAAGCCCAAGAUGAUAGCCCUCAGAGUCCUGGUCCAGUCAAAGCCCAAGAUGAUAGCCCUCAGAGUCCUGGUCCAGUCAAAGCCCAAGAUGAUAGCCCUCAGAGUCCUGGUCCAGUCAAAUCCCAGGAGGACAGCCCACAGAGCCCUGAGCCAAUGAAAUGCCAGGAAGACAACCCACAGAGCCCUUAUCCAGAUUUACCUGCUGGAGGGACUGGAGAGGGUGCCUCUCCUAAGAAUGUGGAUAAAGUAACAGCUGUUCCUCAUCGGAGCAAUUUUGCAGCUGGCAUCGUUCCUUUUGAAGAUACACCAGAAUAUACGGAAGUUGCUGAGGCUACAGGGACAUACCUUAAGAUCAGAGACUUACUCAAGUGUUCACCUCGAAAUUUGUCCAAGAAAAAAUAAGUUUACUUUGUGUAUUAUAACACAAAGAUACCUUGACAUUUUUUAAGCUAAAAUUUCUAUUUUCAUUUUCAUGACCAUCUUAUCGAGCAUGUUUUUUAUUUCAUUAUUUUGUACGAAGUUGAAUGUCAAUUCUGUAUAUACAUUUGAUCUGUAAACAUACAAUUUGGCAAGGGAAGUGAGGGACGCUGCAACCCCAAUUGUUUGUAGGGUUUGACCCAUCUGUCGCAGUAAUGCUUUUUAUUGUAAAAAUUGUCAAUGGUCAUGUCCUGACCUGCAUUGAUUUUCAUAUCAUGAUGUUUUAAAUGGCUUUUUUUCUAUUUUUGUCCCACUUGAAUUGAACCAACAUUCUUAAGUAAACAUCUUGUCUUUG